Jatropha curcas is the source of this 1318-nucleotide messenger RNA. Its product is annotated as Photosystem II reaction center PsbP family protein. Lineage: Eukaryota; Viridiplantae; Streptophyta; Magnoliopsida; Malpighiales; Euphorbiaceae. Gene Ontology annotation, cellular component: photosystem II; photosystem II oxygen evolving complex; extrinsic component of membrane. Gene Ontology annotation, molecular function: calcium ion binding. The record is from RefSeq and is a predicted model, not a curated record. Gene Ontology annotation, biological process: photosynthesis.
UGCUAAUCUCCGAAGACAUAAAAGAACAACCAACUAUUUGGAAGCUGAAAUGCCGAAGCUGUCCAGUCCUGUCCCCACCCGUUCAUUCAAACCGGCCCUUAAUUUAAUUUAUCUACUCGGUGGCGAAAAAGCGUCUUAUCUAAGAGACAAUUCACUUCAUUUCUAACCAAUGGCUUCGAGGAGUUGCUUCGCCCUUUGGAGCAAAUCUCCCUACCAACAGAACGGCGGCUCCAAGUCUGCGUUCCCUAAACCUUUCUUCUCAAAUUCACUGCCCAAAGAUUCUCUCUUAAUAAGAAAUCACGACCCGCUGCCAUUAUCAUUGUGUUCAACUAAGAGAAAGCUUUACCUCGCAAUCCUUGCUCUAAUCAUCAAUGAGUCUUUACCAGACAUUUCUAAUACCGUUUUGGCUCUACAGUUGGAGAAGCUUGAGAGAUACACGGAUGCCAAGGAAGGGUUCACUCUUCUCAGACCCUCUUCUUAUGUUAAGGUGGAUAAAGCGGGAGCAACCGUACUGUUUGAGGAGGUGAAUAAGGCAAGUAACAAUAUAGGGGUUGUGGUGAAUCCGGUUCGUCUCACCAGCCUCGGUGAAUUCGGGAGCCCUCAGUUUGUGGCUGACAAGCUUAUCCAAGCUGAAAAGCGCAAAGAAAGUACGAAGGAGGCAGAGGUAAUUGCAGUGGCUGAGAGAUCAGGUCAUGGAGGUGUACAAGUGUAUGAAUUCGAGUAUAAAGUUGACAGCACAAGGGGAGGGAUGAAGAGAAUCUUCUCAGCAGCAUUUGUGGCCUCUAAGAAGAUUUACCUCCUAAACAUUGUGCAGUCAGAUAAGCCAGAGAGUCCUCUUGACACUGAUACAAGGAAGAUGUUAGAAGAAGUGCUUCAUUCAUUUGAUGUAGCAUAUAUGACUUGACUUUAUACUGCUUACUUUCAAGACAAUUGCCUAGUAAUGCACACUUCUGCUUCAUAAUCCUAAGGUUGCAAACGAUAAUGUAUAAUGGCUUACAGAGGUUGUAUGGAUGGCAGAGAAUUGGUCAUCUCUAAUCAUUCUUUUCGAGGGCUAACUGCGGCUACAUUAGAGUUCUUACAGAGCUGAAAAGGUGUGGUGGAAGUGUUUGAUGGUUAGGUGCUCCUUCGAUUUUAAGCAAAAGAUUGUAUUUUCAUUAUUGGGCCUUUUUUAUUUUAUUUUUUUGGACCUUUGUAAUUUUAAUUAUAUAUUUACAAGUAAUUUCCAUAUUUGUAAUUAUGAGAAGUAGGAGUGAAUAUGGUAUAUUCCUACUUUGUAGCUCAUUUAUAUUUUAUAUAUAUGAAAGAGGAGAUUCCGUAA